This is a messenger RNA of Sorghum bicolor (sorghum), 4252 nucleotides long. RefSeq lists its product as uncharacterized. The transcript has 15 exons. The record is from RefSeq and is a predicted model, not a curated record. Lineage: Eukaryota; Viridiplantae; Streptophyta; Magnoliopsida; Poales; Poaceae. Gene Ontology annotation, biological process: protein phosphorylation. The coding region runs from base 300 to 2834 and encodes 844 amino acids. Gene Ontology annotation, molecular function: protein binding; protein kinase activity; ATP binding.
UCCUGUUAAUUUAAUUUUGUCACUGCGGCUGGAGAUCGAUCGAGUGUUUGAUUGGGUUGUUGGGUUUUACCCUCUCUCUCUCUCUCUCUCUCUCUCUCUCUCUCUCUCUCGCUCGCAAAUGAAGAAAUCAUGCAUAUAUCACUUUCAGAGAUUUGUUAGCAUACGGUUCUCCUUCCAUACCUGCUGAACUUAUUUUCACUCGCCUCAUACACAAUUGAAAUCAGCAGCAAAUUGGUCUAUAUAGAGUCAGCAUCUGCCGCAAACUCUGAUCGUUGUGUCCAACUGUACUUAUAAUACUGAUGGACAAUUACCAAGACAGUAGAUGUCUUGCCUUAGAGAAGGCGUUAACUGAUGAAAAUGUGGAUCCAACCAGCCUACCUUUCUUGUUCCUCAAGGCCAUCACACAAGAUUUCUCUGAUAAUCAGCGAAUCGCCAGUGGUGGUUUUGGAUCUGUUUAUAAGGGAGCGCUUCGUAAUGGGAUGGUCGCCGUGAAGAAGCUUCAUAACAAGAUUGAGGUUCCAGAAGAGGAUUUCCUACGUGAGGUCGCCUGUCUCAUAGAGGUGAAGCACAGAAACAUAGUACGGUUUCUAGGCUACUGUUAUGAAACGCAACACACAAUGGAACUGUAUCAGGGAAGAUAUGUCGUGGCAGAUGAGUGGCACAUGUUGUUUUGCUUUGAAUUUCUAAGUAAAGGGAGCCUUACCAAGUAUGUUACCGAUGCAUCAUCUGGACUUGAGUGGAGAGUGCGCUAUCAAAUAAUUAAGGGGAUUUGUGAGGGAGUGUGUUAUCUUCACCAACAGCCUAUUGUUCACAUGGACCUCAAACCUGAUAAUAUACUACUCGACGACACCAUGCUGCCUAAGAUUACGGAUUUUGGUAUAUCCAGACGCUUCAGGGAAAACCAAAGCAAGAUUAUUACUGAAAAUAAAGUUGGGUCAUUGGGAUAUAUGGCGCCAGAAUUUUUAAGAAGUGGAAUAAUCACAUUGCGGACAGACAUAUAUAGUCUCGGUGUUAUAAUCAUAGAGAUUCUAACCGGAAGUAAGGAAUGCCCCAAUGUUAACAAGGUGCUUGAAAGUUGGACGAACACAUUUGGGACAUCAAAGAGCACUACACCACUAGAACAAGUAAAAUUAUGUGCUGAGAUAGGGAUAGAUUGCAUGCAUGAUGACCCAAGCAAAAGGCCAGAUAUACAGGAUAUUAUCGGUAGGCUUAAUGAAACGACAGAUAUUUCAGUGCAGCUGGAUAGGUUCUACCAGUACUAUCGACAGGCCAAACAAGCAUGCAAGCCAAUGCGAAUUACUGCAUCCGUGGCGCCAGAACUACGUCCUUGUUGUUUAAUAAGCGAGAGUGCGCUGCUGGAUGUCCACCCUCUGGAGCUCUGCUUUCCCUUCGAGGCCAAAAAGGUUACACAGUGCUCACUGAACUUAAUCAACAGGACAGAUCGUUAUUUUGCCUAUUUUAUCAGGCCGCAGUUCCAAGAUAUGUCUGCUAUCAGCCAGCCCAUGAUCGCCUACGAUUUGCACCCAAUGUCCACUGUUGUUUUAACUGUGAAGAUGGUAGAGCAAGAGCUACCGCCACUAGACGCUGGAAUGUUUGAGAUACUGAUGAUCUCCAUGGAGAGCAAGACGGACCUUCAGAAUCUGGAGUCAUCCAUUGGCAAGGACUGCUAUGAAAUUGAUGAUGAAUUACUGAAGCGAGUGCAAGAGUUGGAUGGUGAGGUACAUGCCGCAAUGUUGACGACCGCCGUCUGCCCACCGAGGGAUGCUGCCCACAAGGUCGUAUCGAGAUUCGAAUUUCAGCACCUGGUAGCCAUGGAUAUGCAUCCCACACAACCCUGGAUUUUGACGGGUCAUAACAGGCAAAUUUCCAUUUUCAUGGACUACGACAAACAGGUAUCAUUUAUGUCAAUCGAUAUCGAGAACAAAACAGGCAAGCUUGAUCGCUUUAUAAAUGGUCAUGCACUCGUAAGAUCAGUUAAAUUCAUCCCUCAAAAGGAAUGGUUUGUGGCCGGAGAUCAUAAGGGAUACAUCCAUGUCUACACCUGUCCUCCUACCAUGAAAACAAUCGUGAGCUUCAAAGCAGCCGAUGCCAGUUCUGUCGUAUCAUUGGCGAUUCACCCUACUUAUCCAUACCUGCUAUCGGCGACUCAUAAUGGGGUUAACGGCGAUAUCAAGCUCUGGGACUGGGACAAGGGAUGGGCUUGUUCUCGACAUGUUCAUUUGGCCGAGAAUUAUUGUUGGGCACCCAGUGUCAAGUUUAACCCCAACGACCCCGACACCUUUUCUGCUGGAGCUAGCCCCGCGGAACAGGGUGGGCUCAAGGUCUGGUCAAUUAGCCCUUCUGCUCAGCCUAUCACAACAAUGAAACACAUUUCAGUCACCGACUAUGAUCAUGUUUCCACUGAUGAGGCUUGUCGGGACCAUGUGGUUAUUGCCGAAGACUGUAAAAAUAUAAAGAUAUGGGAUUUGCAGACGGGGACACAUGUUCAUUCGCUCUAUGCGACCGGAUCUUUUUUUCAUCAUGCAGUAGCUUGCCACCCAACACUUCCACUGAUAGCUGUAGCUAGCAAGGACAAUCCUUAUGCACCCGUUGUUCAGUUCUGGAACUCUACAAACUACAGGCUUGAGAAAACUGUUAGGUGUACGUAUGACUCGUGGAUCAAACAUCUUGGAUUUGUAGGCUCAAGGAGGUUCGUCAUUGGAACUGACAUGGGAAUAGAAGUUCUGGAAAUUGACAUGGAAUCACUAGCAUGUCGACAUGCGCAUAGGAGUUGGGGCACCCAACAAAACAAGCACGACAGUGGCCAUUUGCUUCGUUAUUUGUCUCCAGCGUAAGAGAUACAUGUGCUAAUUGCAUGCUAGCUAAAAUUAGCUAAAGUUCUAUGUUUGGUUAGGUUAGGUUCUAUGGAUGAUUUAUCAGGUGAAGUUUGCGGUGAAUGAAAGCUAACUACAUCUAUGAAUCAAUUUUUGUUGGAAUGGACGAAAUGAUCUGUCACUCUGAUUCUACUGUAAUCUUCAGAGUUUUACCUAAAUGUUCUGUCAGUCUGAAUGUACUGCAAUUUUCAGGAGUUUACAUUUGCCUGAUUGGUGACGUGCUACUUCUUUUAAUUUCAUACUAUCUAUUGUAAUCAAAGACCAAAUCUCAUAUAGAUUUUUCUACUGUAAGGUUCCUUACUCUAAUGUUGUGAAUAUUCAGUUUUGCAGAAACUUGCAGAGUGCAGUUCUUACUUUCAGUCUGUGUCCAGCUUGCAUGAACCUUGUGUCAUGUGCUCAUACUCAAUGUGUUGCGUUGGUGGGUGAAGUAACCUGCUUAAUGCGCAACAGUAUGAAUUUGGAUAUAAAUUUAUUCCUUAUUUUCGCUGCUAUUAUUUGUCUCCUUCUAUUCAUUCUCAUCUCAUACCGGAAUAACUUACCAUAACCUUAUCAAAACAUACCAGGUAGUUGUGUGGUGUGGCUUUUCAUGGCCUUCGUGGAUGCUCCUGCCUCCCUUGCUAGUUUUCCACCACACAAAACAAAACAAAACAAAACAAAGGAGAGAGAUCAGUUCUCGAAACUGAAAUCUUGGCCGCCCCGUUCUCCCAAGAAAUCUGCUAAUUUCCUUGCGAGUUGCAACCUUGGUGCUGUGGAUGGCGCUCGCAGUGGGCGCGCUCUCCUGUCGCCGUCCAUUCCCCUUCAAAGGAGGGGCGCACCCCUACUGGUGAAUUAAAAAGGCAAAAAAGGAAGCGUUUUUACAGAGCUAAGAGGAGGGAAGGGGGGAGACAAAUCAGGAAACAAAAAAAGAAAUGAAGAAAAUCAACCAAACUAAGAAAAUUACACUAGAUUGUUUAUCCAUAAUUCAAUCCACGGAAAGUAACUUCUUCUUGCACGCACCAAAAGUAGCACCAUUUCAGACUUGAAGAGUCUUUUGGCUUCAUUGAUCGUAGGCAAUCUGUUAUUGAAGAUGAGGCCAUUCCUUACAUGCCAGAUGGCCCAACACAUGAGUAUAAUGAUUUCCAUGUAGAAGGGAACUUGCAGCUGUCUUCUGAAACUCUCCAGAUUCUGAAAUAGGUCUUGCUGGUCAGAAACUUGCAAACCAAUCCAAUUCCAGCAGGUUGAGGCAAAGGGGCAUUGAACCAUUAAAUGAAGUAUCCUCAGUCAAGGAACUACAGAGCACACAACUGUAAUCUUGCAGUUCCAUAUUUUUCCUCUUUAAGAGCUCUCUGGUGCUUAAUCUGUCCUUAAGAAACAGCCAGGCAAAAACUUUGUGUUUAUUU